Messenger RNA from Paracoccidioides brasiliensis Pb18, 414 nucleotides. RefSeq lists its product as uncharacterized. Bases 1 to 414 code for a protein of 137 amino acids. The transcript is spliced from 2 exons. The record is from RefSeq and is a predicted model, not a curated record.
AUGUCCCGCAAUAAACACCCUCUCCCGGCCUCUCUCCGCGAUAUCUUAACCAAUUCCGCGGCGGCAACCCUUGAAACAUUUGACCCCUGGAACUCAGCAUCAACUGGCCAUCAACGAGCGGAAAAAUUCCAUUUUGGGGAUGACACAGGUCGUGGUGGUGGAGUUGGCGACGGUGAGUGGGGUUGGGUGUCUUCAGCGCAGUGUGGAGAGGCUAGAAGGAGAGAAGGAGGAUCCGGAGAUAUCAGAUCUUUAAUGGGUGGUGUUAAAAAGAGGAGAUUACACGGAGGGAGAGUGGACAUGAAGCAAGUCAUUGCGAAGGACAGCAUCGAUGGCGGCAUUACCGAAGGAAACGGAGCGUUCGCUCUUGAUGAUUCGGGAACUGGAAGUGACAGGAAUGACAGAUGGCUAGAAUGA